Messenger RNA from Lolium rigidum, 1518 nucleotides. RefSeq lists its product as uncharacterized. The transcript has 2 exons. Lineage: Eukaryota; Viridiplantae; Streptophyta; Magnoliopsida; Poales; Poaceae. The coding region runs from base 48 to 422 and encodes 124 amino acids. The record is from RefSeq and is a predicted model, not a curated record.
UUGGGGUUUAUUACCUCGCCGGUUUUUCUUAUCGUGGGGAUUCGGACAUGCGUUGCCCAUUGGACCCAGUUUCCAGAAACUGCCGGCGUGCGCUCCUCCAGCUCCAAAAAUCCGGCGACCACCAGAUCCCCGCCGCUGCCGCCCGAAGAAUCCGCGCCCCAGCGCAUUCCCCCUCCUUUUCGACGACCCCAGGUCCGCCCUACCCUCGCCGGCGGUCCCGAAUUCCAGGCGGCGCUCGUGGAAAGCCCCGACGGGAGCUGCGCGCGGGGCGCUUCCCGGUAGACGACGACGCGUCCACGAGCUACUGCGCGGCGUUUUCCAUGGAGAGCCUGCAGUCGCCGCGCUUCCUCUCCCCCAUCCAACAGGGAAUGCGUACCAGGCCGCGCGAACACUCUCCAACUUGUGGAUCCUUUCUUCAAUAGGAGGUGCGUCCCGAUCUGCAGCACCACGUUUCCUUGACUUGUUUGUUGGAUACAGACAUACAGUUAGCUAGCCAUGAUUUUUUUCUUCAAGAGCAAAUAAAGUGGUAAUCUGCAAGUGGCAUGUUUAGUAUUAGAUUGGCAGUUCGGUCUUUGCGGUGGGCUCUUAUCUUUCUGCUCAAGUAUGGGAUAAAAAGACUUGAUCUUGCAAUAUGGGGACAAACCAAACAUUCACUUUUUGUAGUCCUUUCGUUGUGUCCUGCCCAGUGACGCGGCAAUAGUCCUACAUCUAUCUCUAUAGUCCCCCUUUUCAGUUUGAACUCUUGCUCUGAAGAUUCAGUUUUGUGCAGAUGCAGCUAUAUUAGAUAGACUUUGCUAAUUAAUCAGUGGAAUAGGUCAUGCUGGUGAUGUGUUGUUAUGCAUUAGUGUAGGUUUCUGCCAGGAUAAUGUCAUAAUUUUUUUUGCAGAUGCACGUCUAUAUGAAUAGUUAAUGAUGUGAUGAUACAAUUAAAACCUUGGAUCUAAUUGUCUGCUAUGGGCUUACCAUCUUUGUAAAUAGCUUAGAAUUACUACGUUAUUUCUAUUGCAAUUUAGCUCCAUUCUGCCUUUUCCCUCAGGAAUAUAUUCAGCUUGUUUGGGAGGUACAUAUUUUUCAGGUUCACUUACCUGCAUUUACCUAAUUUGUCGCUAAAGCUUCAAGUUUUAUACGGCUUGGUUUUAAGUUUACGAUUCGCUCUUUUCAUUUAAAUAUAUAAAAAAGUUUGGUCCACCUUCUACAUGUCGCAUUGGAAUGAAUCAAUCAUUUUUUACUGAAAAAUACUAUUUGUGGGGUUUUGAUCCCUACCGUGUCUUACAAAUUCAGCUUUUCUUUCUGGCAAAUUCAAACAAACAUAAUUUAUGUUUACUACCAGCAUUUGAUUCUAUUAGGAAGAUCCGUAUCAUUAUCUUUGCUUAAGGUUCAUGUUUAUCUUUGACAUAAUUUCGUGUCUUUCAGAGCUAUGCAUUGAAAUAUGAUAAUUAGUUUCUUCUUCUUGACUGUUCAUCACUGUAUGACUGCUAUUGAAUUAUGAUUUUGAUUCAUCUGCAUGCUUUUCCAUAC